Molecule: messenger RNA, 954 nt
Organism: Adineta steineri
Lineage: Eukaryota; Metazoa; Rotifera; Eurotatoria; Adinetida; Adinetidae
Source: the annotation of a GenBank genome assembly
AUGAUGUCAACAGAAUCCCAAGCACAAAAUAAACAACAGCAGCCAACAACAUACGAUGAGCGUGUAUAUAAUGAACGUAUUCGUCAAUUAUUUGAUUCGAUUGAUUCAGCUUCAAUUUCUCAUUCACCAUUACCACCAAAUGAUGAUAUUGGACAAAUGACAUCGAUUGUUGAUGCUCUUUUUCCUGAACAAGCUUCACUCUAUCAACAACAAAAACAACGUGAUCAACGCCAUUCAUCAACAAAUGAUCUUACAACAGCUUUUGAGCGACUUCCAUUAUGGAGCACUAAUACCACUAAUAAUAUUACUAAUAACAAUAGUUCAGCAUCAGCAUUUUGUGGUGGUUCAACAAAUGGUUCAUCUGCAUUUGCUAAUCGACGUCAAGGAAAAUUACAUAGUUCAACACGUUCACUACGUAAUGCUAAUUAUCAACAACAACAACAACAACCACAACAUCACUAUCGACCACCACCACUUACUCGACCUCGUUUUACUUCAUCGAUGAUACGUUUACAAUCAGCUGCUGCAACAACGAUUCCUGCUGCUGCUACUACUCCUAAUAAUACAAAUGGUCUUCAACGAUCAUCAUCAACACUUUCAAAUAAUAAUAGUACAAAUAGUGCAACUGAUUAUCAACCUCGUUUUGCCAGUCGUCUUUCAAGUAGUCGAUUACCAACGGCUGCACCACCUGUUGGAUCUCAUGAUCAAAUUGUAGGCACUAGUACUACAAUAGAUCCAAUAGCUUCAUCAACUAAUCUUGGUGUUAUGGGUCAACCAACAUCAGCUGCUGCUGUACUUGCUCGCAGUACAUCAUCAACAAAUGCUCAACCGCAGCAAUUUGUUACUAUGACACAAACAACAACAACAACAUUUUGCUAUGUACCUGCUUCUGGUUCACUUGCUUAUAAUAAUGUAUCGGGUACAAAUCGAAGUACAACUGUGUCUCAUCAUUAA